Molecule: messenger RNA, 1474 nt
Organism: Triticum urartu
Lineage: Eukaryota; Viridiplantae; Streptophyta; Magnoliopsida; Poales; Poaceae
Source: RefSeq, a predicted model, not a curated record
GACACACGCACAAAGCUGCAGUAGUCGCGGCGAGCAUUGAACACCCCCUCACUCACUCGCUCACUCCCAUCAUGGCUCUGCCUCUAUCCACCUCGAGCUUAAAGCCUAGCACGAGCCACGACUUGCCUCGCCGAGUGAGUGUGAGUGAGCUCUUGCUGUGGUAAGUAGCGCUCGCUUCGUGCUGUGGUUGGUGGCGGUUGGGGUUGUAGGCCGGAGAGAGAGAUGAUGCUGGGAGGGCACGGCGGCGGCGGCGGGAGGUGCCUGUUCACGGCGUCGCAGUGGCGGGAGCUGGAGCACCAGGCGCUCAUCUACAAGUACAUGGCCGCCGGCUCGCAGGUGCCCCACGAGCUGGUCCUCCCGCUCCGCCACCGCGACGCCGCCGCCUUCGCCGCCAUCGACACCGCCCCCUCCCUCGCCUGCUACCCUCCUCCGCAGCCCUCCCUGGGGUGGGGGCUCUACGGGGCGGGGGCGCAGUACGCGCGGAAGCCGGAGGACCCGGAGCCCGGGCGGUGCCGGCGGACGGACGGCAAGAAGUGGCGCUGCUCCAGGGAGGCGUACGGGGAGUCCAAGUACUGCGACAGGCACAUGCACCGCGGCAAGAACCGUUCAAGAAAGCCUGUGGAACCGAUGAGCUCCUCCUCCUCCGUCUCCUCCCCGGCCGCCUCCUACCGCCAGACCACCCUCUCCAUGUCGCCCCCCACGCCGGCCGACACGCCCAGCUACGGCCACGGCCACCUCCGCGCAGCUGCUUCUCAGAGCCAGAUAAACCCUCUCCAGCUCCACCUCGACACCCCGUCGCCCCCGCCGUCCUACCACAGGUACGCGCCGGCGCAGCAGUACGGGGGCUCCUUCUUCCCGAGCAGGCAGCAGGUGCAGGAGGAGGCCGAGGCGGAGGCGAGGCGGCGGCAGCACUUCCUGGCUCUCGGCGCCGACCUGAGCCUGGACAAGCCGGACGCCACCACCGCGGCGUCCUCGACAACCGAGGAGAAGCCGCUGCGGCGCUUCUUCGACGAGUGGCCGCGCGACGGGAACGCCGUCGAGGGUCGGCCCUGGAAUAUGGGCCACCGGGACGAGACGCUGCUCUCCAUGUCCAUCCCCACGACGACGGCCUCGCACCCCGACCUCGCCGCCUACCGCCACCACAACGCAGAUGAAUAAUCAACCAACCGGCGGAUCCCGCUGCUGCAAGAACGCUGCUUCUCCAGUCCAGUCCAGUCCAAUCCAGUCCUUCUGCGCUCCGUCAGAGGAAACGAAGUGAUCGACGAAAACCUAGUGCUAGUACCUGGUGUGAUAUUGUAUCCGGUCGAUGUUAGGGCCGUUUGUUUCCGUGCAAUUUUUCCGUUUGAGCGUCCAGAGCAACCCGACUUCAUCCGUGCUCCGUCCAUGUGAGCUCAAGGUCUAGUCUAGACUCUAGAGUGUAAUAGGAGUACUGGUGCUACUGUAGUCAGGGCACUGGCGCCUUUUUAUUUCGUUA